This is a messenger RNA of Prorocentrum cordatum, 1359 nucleotides long. NCBI's taxonomy places the organism in Eukaryota, Dinophyceae, Prorocentrales, Prorocentraceae. The record is from the annotation of a GenBank genome assembly.
CCCGCCCGCGCGCGGCCGCAAAGCACGGCCGCCGAGCACGGCGCCUUGGGCGGGCCGCCGGAGGGGCGCCCCGGCGCGCGGCGGCCCCUCGGCGCGCGGCGGCCGGGGCCGGCGCGGGCGGGCAGCGGGCCGCCGCGCGGCCGGGGGCGCCGCGGGGCGCGGCCCGGCGCGCCGCUGCGGGCGCGCGGGCGGGGCGGGGCGGCGGCGCUCGCGGCACUGCUGCUGGCGUCCGCGGCGGCGGCAGCGGCCGCAGAGGCGGAGGCACAGCUGCACAAGCUCGCGGCCGAAGACGGGCAAUCGGGCGAGGAGUUCGGCAAGUCGGUCGCCAUUAGUUCCGACGGGAGCCGGGUUGUUGUGGGGGCCUCUGGAUUCGGUUUCCCCGGGUCCGCGCACGUGUUUGACGGGCACACCGGUGCGCGGUUGAACAAAUUCGUCGCUGCUGACGGGGCCACCAACGACCAGUUCGGCCAUUCGGUGUCGGUAAGCUCCGACGGGAGUCGCAUUGCGGUCGGGGCCCCAAACGGGGACGGUGUGGUCUCCAGCUCUGGUUCCGCGUACGUGUUCGACGGGGCCACUGGCGCGCGGUUGCUCAAGAUCGUGGCGACAGAUGGUGCCGUCGCCGACAGGUUUGGUAAUUCGGUGUCCAUGAGUUCCGACGGGAGCCGGAUGGUGGUAGGGGCUCACAGCGACGACGACGUCGGCUCGAGCAGCGGGUCUGCGUACGUGUUCAAUGGAGCCACCGGCGUACAGUUGCACAAGCUCGUGUCAGGUGAUGGUUCUUCAUAUGACAUCUUCGGUUUCUCGGUGUCCAUGAGCUCCGAUGGGAGUUGGGUGGUAGUGGGGGCUUACAAGGAUGACGACGUUAAACGCGAUGCUGGAGCGGCGUACAUAUUCGAUGCGGUGACUGGCGUACAGUUGCGCAAGCUCGUCGCGGAAGAUGCGGCCAACAACGACCAGUUCGGCUACUCGGUGGCCGUGAGCCCAGACGGGAGUCGAGUGGUUGUUGCUGCCCCAUACGAGGACCACCGCGGUAAUCGCGCUGGAGCCGUCUACAUGUUCGACAGGGUCACUGGCGCGCAGUUGCACAAAUUCGUGGCUGACGACGGGGAUACUUACGAUACGUUCGGAUUCUCGGUGUCGGUGAGCUCCAAUGGGAAUUCAGUAGUGGUGGGUGUAUACGGCGACGACGACCUCGGCUCUCGUUCGGGGUCCGUGUACGUGUUCAACGGGACCACCGGCACGCAGAUACACAAGAUCGUGGCAGACGACGGGUCUUCAAGCGAUAAUUUCGGUUGUGCUGUAUGCGUCAAUCCCGAUGGGAGUCGAGCGGUGGUGGGGGCCUGCAACGGCGAUGUCCAC